CUCCCCCACAGGCUGAAUUAUAGCUCUCCUACCAGUCCCACGGCGCGGAAUGAUGUCAUGGGAUCUGCAGUUCAGCGAGAUGAAAGGGAUAAAGCAGAACCCGCUGGCACUAGGAAAAGCUUCCAACACACAGUCCACAACACAGCUUGGGAACCAAAAAAGCUGCAGAUCCAGCCACUCAGCCCAAGCAUGGGAGAACUACCAGCAUUGCCUCAUUGCAAAAAAGAGGAGGAAAACAACGUGAUCCAUGUUUAACAAAAGAAUCUGUGGACUAGGAGGCGGGAGGGUAACUACCUGCUGAAAGUGAACUUUCUUGAUAUCCAUGCAUAUAUAUAAACUCAGCCCUGCCUUUGAUGUUCAGCAACUGAUCACUGAUCAGAUUACAGGCAUUUCAUCUCCCUGCUCGUCUGCCUUUGAUCUGCAUGGUUAAUUUUAUUUUCCUGGAUUUGAAGUUUCGUCUGGGCUUGUGCUGACAUACAUUUUUGGGAAGGUAGAAGCAUUUGGCACAGAAGUGCUGCCAGGAGAAACUAAGUUGCCGAACGGAACUCUCCAACAAUAAAUACAUUUGAUAAGAAAGAUGGCUUUAAAAGUGCUACUAGAACAAGAGAAAACGUUUUUCACUCUUUUAGUAUUACUAGGCUAUUUGUCAUGUAAAGUGACUUGUGAAACAGGAGACUGUAGACAACAAGAAUUCAGGGAUCGGUCUGGAAAUUGUGUUCCCUGCAACCAAUGUGGGCCAGGCAUGGAGUUGUCUAAGGAAUGUGGCUUCGGCUAUGGGGAGGAUGCACAGUGUGUGACGUGCCGGCUGCACAGGUUCAAGGAGGACUGGGGCUUCCAGAAAUGCAAGCCCUGUCUGGACUGCGCAGUGGUGAACCGCUUUCAGAAGGCAAAUUGUUCAGCCACCAGUGAUGCCAUCUGCGGGGACUGCUUGCCAGGAUUUUAUAGGAAGACGAAACUUGUCGGCUUUCAAGACAUGGAGUGUGUGCCUUGUGGAGACCCUCCUCCUCCUUACGAACCGCACUGUGCCAGCAAGGUCAACCUCGUGAAGAUCGCGUCCACGGCCUCCAGCCCACGGGACACGGCGCUGGCUGCCGUUAUCUGCAGCGCUCUGGCCACCGUCCUGCUGGCCCUGCUCAUCCUCUGCGUCAUCUAUUGUAAGAGACAGUUUAUGGAGAAGAAACCCAGCUGGUCUCUGCGGUCGCAGGACAUUCAGUACAACGGCUCUGAGCUGUCGUGUUUUGACAGACCUCAGCUCCACGAAUAUGCCCACAGAGCCUGCUGCCAGUGCCGCCGUGACUCAGUGCAGACCUGCGGGCCGGUGCACUUGCUCCCAUCCAUGUGCUGUGACGAGGCCUGCAGCCCCAACCCGGCGACUCUUGGUUGUGGGGUGCAUUCUGCAGCCAGUCUUCAGGCAAGAAACGCAGGCCCAGCCGGGGAGAUGGUGCCAACUUUCUUCGGACCCCUCACGCAGUCCAUCUGUGGCGAGUUUUCAGACGCCUGGCCUCUGAUGCAGGAUCCCAUGGGUGGUGACAACAUCUCUUUUUGUGACUCUUAUCCUGAACUCACUGGAGAAGACAUUCAUUCUCUCAAUCCAGAACUUGAAAGCUCAACGUCUUUGGAUUCAAAUAGCAGUCAAGAUUUGGUUGGUGGGGCUGUUCCAGUCCAAUCUCGUUCUGAAAACUUUACAGCAGCUACUGAUUUAUCUAGAUAUAACAACACACUGGCAGAAUCAGCAUCAACUCAGGAUGCACUAACUAUGAGAAGCCAGCUAGAUCAGGAGAGUGACACUGUCAUCCACCCAGCCACUCAGACGUCCCUCCAGGAAGCUUAAAGAACCUGCUUCUUUCUGUAGUAGAAGCGUGUGCUGGAACCCAAAGAGUACUCCUUUGUUAGGCUUAUGGACUGAGCAGUCUGGACCUUGCAUGGCUUCUGGGGCAAAAAUAAAUCUGAACCAAACUGACGGCAUUUGAAGCCUUUCAGCCAGUUGCUUCUGAGCCAGACCAGCUGUAAGCUGAAACCUCAAUGAAUAACAAGACUCCAGGCCGACUCAUGAUACUCUGCAUCUUUCCUACAUGAGAAGCUUCUCUGCCACAAAAGUGACUUCAAAGACGGAUGGGUUGAGUUGGCAGCCUAUGAGAUUGUGGACAUAUAACAAGAAACAGAAAUGCCCUCAUGCUUAUUUUCAUGGUGAUUGUGGUCUUACAAGACUGAAGACCCAGAGUAUACUUUUUCUUUCCAGAAAUAAUUUCAUACCGCCUAUGAAAUAUCAGAUAAAUUACCUUAGCUUUUAUGUAGAAUGGGUUCAAAAGUGAGUGUUUCUAUUUGAGAAGGACACUUUUUCAUCAUCUAAACUGAUUCGCAUAGGUGGUUAGAAUGGCCCUCAUAUUGCCUGCCUAAAUCUUGGGUUUAUUAGAUGAAGUUAACUGAAUCAGAGGAAUCAGACAGAGGAGGAUAGCUCUUUCCAGAAUCCACACUUCUGACCUCAGCCUCGGUCUCAUGAACACCCGCUGAUCUCAGGAGAACACCUGGGCUAGGGAAUGUGGUCGAGAAAGGGCAGCCCAUUGCCCAGAAUUAACGCAUAUUGUAGAGACUUGUAUGCAAAGGUUGGCAUAUUUAUAUGAAAAUUAGUUGCUAUAGAAACAUUUGUUGCAUCUGUCCCUCUGCCUGAGCUUAGAAGGUUAUAGAAAAAGGGUAUUUAUAAACAUAAAUGACCUUUUACUUGCAUUGUAUCUUAUACUAAAGGCUUUAGAAAUUACAACAUAUCAGGUUCCCCUACUACUGAAGUAGCCUUCCGUGAGAACACACCACAUGUUAGGACUAGAAGAAAAUGCACAAUUUGUAGGGGUUUGGAUGAAGCAGCUGUAACUGCCCUAGUGUAGUUUGACCAGGACAUUGUCGUGCUCCUUCCAAUUGUGUAAGAUUAGUUAGCACAUCAUCUGCUACUUUAGCCAUCCGGUGUUGGAUUUAAGAGGACGGUGCUUCUUUCUGUUAAAGUGCUCCAUCCCCUACCAUCUACACAUUAGCAUUGUCUCUAGAGCUAAGACAGAAAUUAACCCCGUUCAGUCACAAAGCAGGGAAUGGUUCAUUUACUCUUAAUCUUUAUGCCCUGGAGAAGACCUACUUGAACAGGGCAUAUUUUUUAGACUUCUGAACAUCAGUAUGUUCGAGGGUACUAUGAUAUUUUGGUUUGGAAUUGCCCCGCCCAAGUCACUGUCUUUUAACUUUUAAACUGAAUAUUAAAAUGUAUCUAUCUUUCCUAGUACAUUUUUAUCUUCUCAUGUAUUAUCCAUGGUUUUCUCUGUUUGUGAGAGAUUAGUAAAAUUUAAUGAGCCCUCUUUCUUGUGGCCGUUUCUCCAUAGUUUUAGGUUUUGAUAUGUGUUUACUAGCUUGCCUGUGUCUGGUACAUCUCAUGACCUCAAUUCCCUCACCUGAAAUAGGAAAUGAGAAUGUUUCAUUGUAGCCCCCAAGCUGUCAUGUCAUCCUAGUGCCUAGUCAUAAUUAAUUGACUUUUCCUGUAUUACUUCUUUUUUUAAGUAUAAACCAAUGAUCCUUUGGUAGUCAAGAACUCUUAGGAACAUUGCCUUUUGGACGUGUAAAAUAUUUAGGAUUUGACCACACAAUGGCUAUGAAAAUGCAAGUAGUUUCCUCGCGUGACCUCACCAUGAUUCACAUACAUGCCACUGUUUGCAAUCUGGUCUGUUUGCAUUUCUGUUAUGACAGAGAGAUGAUGUUUGCAUUUCUGUUAUGACAGAGAGAUGAUGAAAGUAGGCAGGGCUGUGUUCCUUUGUGUAGCCUGUAUAUAUUUUCCAUAUGUAGAGCCCUGAUUAACUUCAAGGACAAACACUGGCUGGAGAAAGCCAGACUGAUGGGAAUGAGACUUUGGCCAAAAAUCCCAAAACAUCAUUUUCAAUCAGUAGAGAAGUGCUUAGGGUUGAAAAUUGAUUUCAUUUGCUACUGAAUUUGGUAAAUCCUGGGUAACUUUUAUCAAGAUGAAGACAUUUUACCCUACCUACUCUAGAAAUAUACAACAAUGUUAUAUUUUACACUCCUUGUAAACAUUUGAGGAAAAAAAUGCAAUUUGCACUUCACUUUGUUGGAAUAUCCCAUAGCACUCAAUAAACUCAGCUGCUAGAGUGCCGAUGUCAGGAGGGCUGCGUCGGGUAAUGCGUGUGGCUGAAUGGGCAUAACCACUGUGGCUUCUUGUGCUGCAGAAGCUCGUUGACAAGACCGAGGAGGAUUUCAAGAGCAACCAAGUAAAGUCAUGCAUUUUCUAAUUUUGUGUAUAUGGAAUAUAUUUUUAAAUAGAGAUUUUUCUACUUUAGAUAAUGUGUUAAUAUUGCUAUUACCUAGGUUAAGCACUAUUGUCUGUGCUGGUAAGAAAAAAAAAGGAAAGGAAAACCAUCAUUGCUUUAAAAUAGCUUAUAUCAAUUUAGAUUUCAUCAUUACUAUUUUGCAUACUGGAAUUUAUAAAUGUGUAAAUUAUCAUUUUCUUAGUUUUGUAAUACCUUUUUUAUUUGUGAAUAAAAUUAUCACCUGGUA
Molecule: messenger RNA, 4539 nt
Organism: Gorilla gorilla gorilla (western lowland gorilla)
Lineage: Eukaryota; Metazoa; Chordata; Mammalia; Primates; Hominidae
Gene: TNFRSF19
Product: TNF receptor superfamily member 19
Exons: 10
Coding region: 578-1831 (417 amino acids)
Biological process (GO): positive regulation of JNK cascade; positive regulation of canonical NF-kappaB signal transduction
Cellular component (GO): plasma membrane
Molecular function (GO): signaling receptor activity; protein binding
Source: RefSeq, a predicted model, not a curated record